AUGGUAACUGAACCUGUCUGGAAAAUACUGGUUUUGGAUAAGAUUGGUCAAGAUGUAAUUUCUCCGCUGCUACCCAUCAAGAGCCUGCGAGACCUCGGAGUGACCUUGCAUUUAUUAAUUGGCUCGAAGCGCGAGGCUCUCACGGACGUACCAGCCGUUUAUUUCGUUUCACCAACAGACGAAAACGUGGACUUAUUGUGUGAAGAUCUCAGGCAGGGAAUGUACGAUAGCUUCUACAUCAAUUUUAUCUCUCCGCUUUCUCGUGUCCGUCUCGAAAACUUGGCAUCUGCAGCUGUUCACGGUGGAUCUGAUGGGCAAGUGCAGAAGAUUGUGGACCAGUAUUUAAACUUCAUUUCACUUGAAGACGACCUCUUCGUCCUGCGUCGUUAUAGCGAAAAUAGCCCUAUGUCGUACUUUGCCAUUAAUGACCCCUCGACGUCGGAUGAUCAAAUGGCUGCAUUCAUUGAUUCUGUAGCGGAUGGCUUAUUCGCUGUGUGUGCAACUAUGGGUAUUGUGCCCAUAAUACGUUGUCCAAAAGAUAACGCUCGUUUGGACCAAAAGCUUCGCGAUAAUCUCAGAGACGCACGUAAUAAUCUUUUCACCAUUGAAAGUGUUCGAGCUGGUCAACUAAAUGCAAGUCGUCCUCUGCUUAUCAUCGCUGACCCAGCUUAUUCAGAGAAGUCUGGCAAGAAAAAGGAGUAUGACAUGUCCAGUGGCGGAACGGAUAAACUGUGGACAAAACACAAAGGCAGUGCUUUCCCAUUGGUUGCCGAGGCAGUUCAGGAAGAUUUGGAAGCUUAUCGAAACAGUGAGGACGAAAUCAAGCGACUUAAACAUGCGAUGGGUAUGGAUGGUACCGAUGCGGAUGCAGCAAUGACAUCACUUUUGUCGGAUACUACAGCAAAACUAGGAUCUACUGUUACAUCACUUCCUCAGCUUUUGGAAGCCAAGAGGUUGAUAGAUCUUCAUACAAAUGUGGCCACAACCCUUCUGGAUCACAUAAAACAGCGAAAGUUGGACGUUCUCUUCGAGCUAGAACAGAAGCUGUUGCAACAUUCUCCUCUUGAAAUACCGCUUCUUCAAUUAUUAUCGGACCUCACAAAUCCUGAAGAUGUUCUGAGGGUGAUCUUGAUCAACUACUUAUGUCAAGAAAACAUCAGCAAGGCUGAGCUUGAGGAGCAAUUGAAUUUUCUACGGGAAAGAGCAAUAGACGAAUCAGCAAUCAAUAUCGCAGUUGGGAAGAACAGCACCAGAGGAACAUCAAAGGUGCCCGGUACGAAGACCAUUAAUAUGUUCAACAAGUUGCUCAGUCACAGCUCACGAUUUGUGAUGGAAGGAGUGAAGAAUUUGGUUCCCAAGAAACACAAUUUGCCUUUAACUAGGGUGAGUAUUUCAAAUGGUUGUUCCUUGCGGAAUUUUCAUUUCAUUUUCUAUGUUUUUUCUCCUUCUCUCCUUUCUGCUUUCGUGCAUGUCUUCUUUUACUUUUUUCCUUCAACCCUGAAUUACUGA
Molecule: messenger RNA, 1509 nt
Organism: Ostertagia ostertagi
Lineage: Eukaryota; Metazoa; Nematoda; Chromadorea; Rhabditida; Trichostrongylidae
Source: the annotation of a GenBank genome assembly